AUGUGUGGAAGGCUGUGGUCCAAGGCCAUUUUUGCUGGCUAUAAGCAGGGUCAUUGGAACCAGAGGGAGAACAAGACUCUUCUGAAAAUUGAAGGUGUUUGUGCUCAAGAUGAAACUGAAUUCUAUCUAGGCAAGAGAGAUGAUUAUAUGUACAAAUCGAAGAACACAGUGACUCCUGGUGGCAAACCAAACAAAACCAGAGUAGUCUGGGGAAAGGUAACUUGUGCUCAUGGAAAUGGUGGCAUGGCUUGUGCCAAAUUCCCAAGCAACCUUCCUGCUAAGGCCAUCAGGCACAUUAUCUGUGCAAUGCUGUACCCCUCACAGGUUUAAACUUAUGAAAAGUAAAAAAAGGUAAUAUUUUUCUCUUGUUAAAAAAAAAAAAAA
Pteronotus mesoamericanus is the source of this 384-nucleotide messenger RNA. Its product is annotated as 60S ribosomal protein L35a-like. Gene Ontology annotation, biological process: cytoplasmic translation; ribosomal large subunit biogenesis. Gene Ontology annotation, molecular function: structural constituent of ribosome. NCBI's taxonomy places the organism in Eukaryota, Metazoa, Chordata, Mammalia, Chiroptera, Mormoopidae. The record is from RefSeq and is a predicted model, not a curated record. The transcript has a single exon. Gene Ontology annotation, cellular component: cytosolic large ribosomal subunit; ribosome. Bases 1 to 330 code for a protein of 109 amino acids.